Austrofundulus limnaeus is the source of this 1231-nucleotide messenger RNA. RefSeq names its product RAB5B, member RAS oncogene family (gene rab5b). Gene Ontology annotation, molecular function: GTP binding; GTPase activity. The coding region runs from base 153 to 803 and encodes 216 amino acids. The transcript is spliced from 5 exons. Lineage: Eukaryota; Metazoa; Chordata; Actinopteri; Cyprinodontiformes; Rivulidae. The record is from RefSeq and is a predicted model, not a curated record.
UUUUUGUUUUCUUUCAAAGAAAAACCAGGAGAGAACUAAAGUCAAGACACUCUUAGCACAGCUCAUCUGUUUGGGAGACCUCCUGAGUCACUGUCAGCCCCCCACCUGAGGGAGGAGGCCCAGUUCCCCGGCCGUCACCUGUGCAGGUCGCUAUGAGCUCCAGAGGGAGCAGCGGCCGCUCCAACGGCACGCUACCACAGACCAAGAUCUGCCAGUUCAAGCUGGUGCUGCUGGGGGACAUGGCUGUGGGCAAGUCCAGCUUGGUCCUGCGCUUCGUCAAAGGACAGUUCGAUGAGUUCCAGGAGACGACCAUAGGAGCUGCGUUCUUGGCUCAGUCGGUGUGUUUAGAUGAUACCACGGUGAAGUUUGAGAUCUGGGACACUGCGGGACAGGAGCGGUACCACAGCCUGGCUCCCAUGUAUUAUCGUGGAGCGCAGGCUGCUAUUGUUGUCUUUGACAUCACUAAGCCGGAAACAUUUGAAAGAGCCAAGGCCUGGGUGAAGGAGCUCCAGAGACAGGCCAGUCCUAACAUUGUUAUUGCCCUGUCUGGAAACAAGGCUGACCUGGCAGAGAAGAGACUGGUAGAGUAUGAGGAAGCCCAGUCGUAUGCUGAGGACACUGGUUUGCUCUUCAUGGAAACAUCUGCCAAGACCGCCAUGAAUGUGAACGAGCUCUUCUUGGCUAUUGCGAAAAAGAUGCCAAAAACAGACACCCAGAACCCAACACACGCAGCGCGACAUCGUGGCGUCAACCUCCAGGACCCAGACGCUCACUCCACCCGAGCCUGCUGCGGGGGCAACUAGACCUCUGCAGCAUCCACUCAUGUCCCCCAAUGACACUGCCCUCAAUCAUCUUUUUUUUCUCCUCUGCAAACAAUGUACUGGGGUGAUCCUGAUCCACUCACCCCUGUCUGCUACAUCUAUGCUCCUGUCCAAGCAAAAACAGAAACCUAAAGGAUCCUUGUCAGCAAGUGGAACUGGAGGUCAGAGACUUGCAUUCUGCAUUUAGAAAUUACAAGCAAAAACUGAGAUUGUUGGAGGGGAAAUAAAGAAUGUGGAAAACAGUGGCAAAUCUGUUGUAGUAUUUAGCACUAAUUGUGACAUUUUUGUUCCUCUCAGCCUUACAUCAUUUUAGUCAGAGCCCUGUUGCAUAAAAAGGCACAGACAUCUCCUCCCUACUCUGAACACUUAGUGGUGAGUGCACAAAGGAUUAAAAUGUCAGAAGAAAGACA